GCUUCUGUAUAAAACAAAAUUAUAAAAAAAAAAGUUUUUAAAUCAAGGAUUUGAGAAUUAUUUUCCGUAAGAAUGUAAUUAUAAUAAUGAGUAGAAGCUAUUUCAAGCAAAAUGUACAUUAUGUAUCCAAUUUUCAAGUAAAAUAAAACUAAUCUCUUUGUCUGGCAAAUUCCCAUAGUGAAGUGAAGCAGGGAUCGGAACCGGUUUUUUGCAAAAACAUCGAAAUAACCAUAUAUUUCGGUUUAUUUUAUACUCAAAAUGUAGGACUCAGUUGUGUUUUUAGAUAACGACUUCGUAUUAUUAGAUUGCCCGAUUAGGAAUGAAAUAAUUAACAAAGAACGAAAAAAUACCGUUUUCGUUCCCAUACAAAAAAUACCGGUUUCCGAUCCCUGAAGUGAAGAAUGCAAAAUUGAAAUGAAAUCAAUAAUGAUAUAAUAAAAAUUUCAACAAGUCAAAAUAUGUGCCAGCUAAAGGGUUAUGAUUAGUAGUAGUUAAUAAGGCUUUAAAGCUAGAACUAUGCAAUAAAUUGCCUUAAAAUGUCACAAUUUAUCAAAAUGCCCAUGUCUAUUGAGAGCAAAGAAUAUAAUACUCACUAGGAGAUUGAGAGCCUGUAUACAAACCACUGGUCAGGGCGGAAGUUUUUCGAACGGCGAACCAAAAAACGUUUUUAGCAACCUUAAUGUUAUGUUUAAUUUACUGCCAAAGUUUUCGUAGCGCUACACUCGUAACGAUCCUGGCGUUUUCCCGCUUUGUAGAGGAUUGUUUCCGGCACUUAAUGUGUUGAAAAGACCUACGCACUAACACACUACCAUGGCAACUAACAUGGCAUUAACUAGCAUGGCGGAGCGUGCUCGUCUUCUUGCUGCUGCGGAAUGGGAGUCUGGCCAGUGGUUACUAGUCCUCCCUUCUCCGCCGAUAGGAACGCUCCUAGAUAACGUUACUUUUCGUCUGGCUGCUAGUUUGCGGGUAGGGGCUGUGACUAAUGUCCCGUAUCGCUGCCAAUGUGGCUCCAUGGUGGACAGCCUUGGGCAUCAUGGCCUCUCCUGUAGUAGGAGUGCUGGUCGGAUUCCUCGUCAUGCUAGCUUAAACGAUGUCAUCCGAAGGGCUCUUGUCAGUGUAAAGGUGCCAGCUAUACUGGAGCCUGUUGGUUUUGCGAGGGAUGACGGCAAGAGGCCCGACGGCAUGACGCUGGUGCCUUGGAGUAUGGGGCGGCCUUUGGUUUGGGACGCUACGUGUGUAGACACUUUUGCCGCGUCCCACUUACCGGGCACCAGCAUUGGUGCUGGUAAUGCGGCUUCAACGGCCGAGGAUAGCAAACGGCGCAAAUACAGUAAGUACGCUCGGCAGUGGCUACGUGUUUGAGCCUUUUGGGAUGGAAACGUUAGCGUCAUGGGGGCCCAGCGCCCGGCGCUUUUAUAAGGGUUUAGCGUUGCGUUUGGUGGAUGCCACGGGUGACCAAAGGGCUGGUCAGUAUUUUGCCCAAAGAAUUAGCAUCGCAAUUCAACGGGGAAAUGCGGCCAGCCUGCUGGGCACACUGCCUGCUGGCGGCGAGUUAGAGGUGCUUUUUAUUUGAAGUAUUUUUUUAUGCGUAACGAUAACAAAAAGGUCCCUUUAUUUUAACGUGGAAGUAUGCAUCCUGCCUAGCCAGGGAACCAGGAAGUAAUAAAUAAUAUUUCUUUUCCGCACUAGUGCAUAAAUUAGCACAUUAUGUAACUGUCGAAAAUUUAAAGGGUCAUAUGUACUGUAAAACGUUGUAAAACGUGCGAAUACUCGAAUAGGUAAAUAAUUCGCAAUUCGUGUCGAUUUAAAACACGACCAAAGGGAGUAAUUUAUCGCCACUCGUUACGAAUUUCCUAUUUUUCGCACUUGUAUCGUAAAUAACUAUUACGUGUUUGGAUCUAUAGGCACUUACAGAAAAAAUAUCGUUAUUUUUAUAAUGAGAAGUGUCACUGAGAUAAUGUGUCAUUUACGAAAAUAUAUAGCCGAGUAAUUUUCGAUACAACACGAGAUUUCUUCCGUUUGCUGCGCGCGGCUUAAUACCAACCCUACUCCUAUACCAAUAGGAACUACACUUUCCUUAAUCGAGAAUUAACCUCCUGUUCUCCACAAGUCGUUUGCUUCAGUGAUGAUCAGUUAAUUGUAGCGCACAUUGCAGAUCUGAUACGUUCCGGGCCCGUUUGACCAUUCAAUUUAAUCCGAAUCAGGUCCAUCAUAAUAACGCCCGCUACCAUGAGAUCAGUUUAAAAUCUCAUCAGGACUAAUUCGCUUUAUGCUUCUAAUCAAAUUAAGGAUGGAAUGAUCCUUUCAUACGGAAGAAUAUUUUGGUACGUAUAUGUAUUAAAUUGGUCAAAUAAUACUAAAGUCAAUUUAGCACCGUCGAACAGCAAAUCCAACGUCUACGAAUAAAUUUCCUCUGUAUUAAGGUGGGAAAAAGGGCUACGGCCUACGGCGUAGCACAUGAUCGUAGGUAUCACUAGUAGUUUGUGUUACUGAACGUACUGAACAAAACUCAAACGUCAAAUUUCUUCAAACAAAAACGUCAUUUUUCACACUGACAUGUCCGAUCCAUAUCGUAUCUAGACCCAAUAUUUGACGUAUCUUAAAGUUCGAAUCGGGCAAAUGUGCAGGAUUUGAACUAUAAAUAAAUAUUAUUAUUUGUAUGUGAUGUACAUAAUUAUGUAACUCAGUGCAUCUCGUUUAUAGUUAAUGUUAUUAGGUAUAAAUACGAAGCACAGUUAAAGAUGGGUUACUUUUACUUAAGUAAGUGUGUCUGCCGGACAGACUGGUUUGUAGUCAAUCCAUAUUCAAAUGUGUUGUGUAUCUGGUUUAUUAUAGGUGCUUAUAUGAAAUCCACAUAGGUACGGUAUAUGACAGAAGUUUCCGUUUGACCCAAUGGUUGACUGGUAGAGAAUGCCUUAAGACAUUAAGUCCGCCAUUUGAUAUCGUCCAAUAAACUUUAAAUAAAUAAAUAAACACGUUUAUCCAAGUCAAACUGAGAUCAUGUAAAGCUAAACGACCAAACAAUAGCAUCUCUAAUGAAUCAAAUUUCAUCUUACACCAAAUUACUUCCCCUAAGGAAAAGUUGAAAACGAUAACAAUGCGACAGAAUAGCGAUAAUACCUCAGUACAAGCCGUCCCGGUCCCAUGACGUCCCCUGCCGCUCACACAAAAGCAGGGGGGCAGGGUAGGGGUAGCAACCACCCGGCCAAGCUCAGUCUCGCCGCAGCCUUCGCGCCGCGCGGACGUUCCACAUGCAUAUCCGCAACACAUCACCGAAACUGCUUUAACUCGUCAUGUGAUACAAACAUCAUCAAUAGCUCAAGAUCUAUUAACUAAAGCAAUAUUCGUAUAUAGUUUAUAACAUUAAAGUGUAUAAGAUUUGGAUGUGUUGGUCCUUUGUCGAGUUUCAAUAUGUGGCAGUUUGAGGACUCUGAGAUAUGUUCCAUAGGGAUGAUCCAUCCUUCCCACAGCCGCAACUCAGGCCUGUCGAUGCUGUCGGGGGUGUCACAGUUCUCAGGCAUAUCGACGCUGUCUGGUUGCGGCUCGCCGGAGCAGUUCGAACGGCUGCCGGAGCUGCCGGCGGCGGAGGAGCGGCGCCUGCGCCGCGCGGCCCAGGUCCUGCAGCAGCGGCUGGUGUUGCGGCAGUGGCUGGCCACGCACCGCCUACAGCAUGCAUAUACCAAAUUGCUAAGCCUAGACGUGUCUUCCCUCGAAGACGUGUACUGGCUAGAAGAUAGCACCGCGCGCCAUGUCCUAGACCCUAAGGACUUCGGCGCGUGGUCGGCGGCGCGCCAGAGUCUGCCCACCGGAAAGGACCAGCUACAGACCCUCAAGUCAGACCUCUGGAGCGCGGUUGUUAAGAACAGUAAACACCAGGAUGCUUGGACUUGGGGUGGCAUGCUGGUGGUAUCCGUGUCGGUGUGUGGGCUGGUCACGUUGGCCGCCAUGACGCAGCCUUCGUUGGCGCCUGAGGCCAAGCAUUCGUUGCUGCAGUACGUCACCGGGAAGUACUUGCACCCGCCUAGCUGUAAGGUGGAAUGGGGCUGGGAGGAGCCUCACCCUGUCGGAGAUACGAUGUGCUUCACAGUCCAGUGCUACCAGCGCAAUGGACAACCCUACCCAGUCUGUGAUACUGACGAGCUAGCGGUCACCAUCUCGCUCGGGACAAGAAAGAUGACAGCAGUCAUCGAGUUGGGGUCUGGCGAUCCCGCUCAAGCGCACACAGCGCGCGUCAAAUUCACCGUCCGGACUGCCGGCGUUUACAUUAUCGCUGUCACCAUAGGCGGCGUCAAUAUCAGCGGCAGCCCCUACCGGCGCUGGUUCACGGCGGGGCGCGUCGAGGCGCGGAGGUCGCGCGUGGCGCGCGCCGGCGCCGCGCUGGUGUGGUGCGCCGGCCACGCGCGCGCGCUGCACGUGCACCCGCGCGACCAGUUCGACAACCCCACGCACCCGCAGCCGGCGGAAGGCUUUUCAAUCCGGAUCAGCCCGCUGGGUGGUGCGGUGGACGAGCAGCUCUCCUCGUCGGCCGCCUUCCAGUACGAUGCAGUCAACCAGCGUGUCUCCAUGACUCUGUGCUUCCCGCAGGCGGGACUGUACAGAGCUGGCAUCUAUUAUGAAUCAGUUUUGCUACAUAACGGAGAAUUCGACUGCAUUGUGCUAACUGCAUCGGACACCGCAACGCUUCAACGCAACAUGUCGUCGAAACGCCACAUGUGGUGCUACGCGUGCCGCGCGCCGCCCCCGGCCAAGCCGCGCCGCGUGCUGUGCUGCCUGAGCCGCAAGCAGCUCGUCGUCAAGGACUACAUCCUCGGCUUCAUCCCGCGCCGCUCCACGGCCUUCCGUCUGUGCCCCUCCACCAAGUUAAUCCUCAAACCAAGUGAAGACAGUGCGGAAGAAGGCGCGUUCGCAUUAGACGAUGGAGUGCAGCCGCGAGUAGAGCUAGUGUCGGCGCAGCGCGACCUUAUCGCUGCCACCUUCGCGCAGCUCCUCGUUGCUAACUGCGGCGGCGAGGACACCUUCAAGAACAAGCAGGACUUCUUCUACAGCGAGGUUCGCAAGGCGCACGCACGGCACCCGCACGACAAGCUGGCCAUCCGAGUGUUGAGGGCAGAUCUCGUGGCCACCAGCCUCAAGGCCACGAGACACUUCACCGUGGCCGACUGGUGCAAGAACUUCGACGUCACCUUCCAAGGGGAACAAGGAGUAGACUGGGGCGGAGUGAGGCGGGAGUGGUUCUCUCUACUGUGCGGUACGCUGUUCGACGCCCGUUUCGGCCUGUUCGCGCCCUUCCACGACUCGCCCACCGGCCUCGUGCACCCCAACCCCGAACGGCCCAAGCACCUGAAGCUGAAGCACUUCGAGCUGGCGGGCAAGCUGGUGGGCAAGUGCCUGUACGAGAGCGCGCUGGGCGGCAGCUACCGCCAGCUCGUGCGCGCGCGCCUGUCGCGCUCCUUCCUCGCGCAGAUCAUCGGCCUGCGCGUGCACUAUAAGUAUUUCGAGCAAGACGACCCCGAGCUGUACCUUUCCAAGAUCAAGUACCUAUUGGAAACGGACCUGGACUCGGCCGAGUCCGUGCCGGAGAUAUACUUCGCGGAGGACGUGUACGACUCGUCCGGCCACUUGGUGGAGACGCACGAUUUAAUACCCAACGGCUCGACAAUACGGGUAACGAACAGCACAAAAAUGAAAUACUUGGACGCGCUAGCGCAAUGGCGGCUGGCGACGCGCUGUAGGCUCGAAACCGACGCGUUCCUGCGCGGCCUUACGCUGCUCGUGCCCGACAACCUACUCGCCAUCUUCGACGAGAACGAGCUCGAGCUGUUGGUGUGCGGCACGGGCGAGGUGUCGGUGGCGGACUGGCGCGCGCACGCGCUGGUGGCGGGCUCCGGGCGCAGCUGGGAGCGCCUGCUGGGCUGGUUCUGGGCCGCCGUCGCCAACUUCAGCGCGGAGGAGCGCGCGCGGCUGCUGCAGUUCACCACGGGCUGCUCGCAGCUGCCGCCUGCCGGCUUUCAGGAGCUGAACCCUCGCUUCCAGAUAACGGCGGCACCAACGUUCGGUGCACUGCCCACGGCGCACACGUGCUUCAACCAGCUGUGUCUGCCCGACUACGACUCGUACGAGCAGCUCGUGCACGCGCUGCUGUGGGCCAUCAACGAGGGCGGCGAGGGCUUUGGCAUGAUCUGAGCUAGUGAGGAUAACUUUAAGGACAUUGGAGCUGAAUGUUACUGGAUAUUGAGGAGAAGAGCGAGCGAAGCCUGGAGUAGUGCUGCCUUGUCACCUUGUAUUUACUUAUUUCUAGUCACGUCUCAAAGACUUUGAGUUUUUGCGUAUUUUAUGCUUAGAUAUUUUUGGCAUCUAAUUUUAUAUAUACCAUUAUAUACGUAUUUUACGUGAUAUUUUACGUUUAUGCAAAUGCUAGUUGUGUGUGGUCGCGCUGUCGUAAAUAACGUAGGUUGUGAAAAGGUAAUAAAAACUAGUGCAGUAUCUAAGUUGUGAAAAUUAGUAAAAAUGAUUACAAAAAGCACGAAGGUAUCGUCUAAUAUACGCGGUGCAACUCGAGGAAACCGAAGGAUUUUAACGGUGUUUUCCUGAUCACAUUUAGACACUAAAAUGUCAUAUAAACUUUUUUGGAUUUCGCCUAGUUUCAGAGUUAAUAUCAAUUAAAAAUACACAUCUUUUUAUAGUGACUUAGUUCACUUAGUCCAAAACGCCUUUUUGAUGGCGAUGAUAUCCAUUAUGGGGCGUAGUCUAAAUAUCUUUAUUGAUAGAAUGUCAAAAGUGAUUAGUAACCUGUGCAAAAACUAGGUUUGUCAAUAUUUUCAGUGCCAGUUUUACCAUCACAUGAACUUUUUAUGUACAAAUACAUUCACAAACACACAAUUUUUGAAAAAAACAAUUUUUUUUUGGCGAAAUUUACUUAAUUACAUUUUUUCCUUCUUUUGGCCUCAGAAGUGCGUGGUUAAAAUCUUUCGAGUUCCUCGCGUUACACCGUGUACAUAGCAGCCUGAGUUAUAUAUUGUACCGAAUGUACCUAAGGAGUAUCAGGUUUCAGAUUUUGGAGUAUACAAUUAGACCAAUUAUUUAAGAAAACGAAAAAUCGAACAUACAGAUUUCGAUCGAUGUUCAAAGCAAAAUAUUAGAUACUUUUAUGCUACUAAUAUGUUAUAUCUAGUAAGGUUGUUGUCUGCGUCAUAUUCGUAAUUGUGUCUUUAAACCUAAGUGCAAUAUUAGAUUACUAAGACAUGGCGGGUUGUUAUACACCGUCUAUAAUCGUAAGUUACGUUUUUUUGUGUUCCUUGGUUUUGUCACUAGUUAGCACUUUUAUUUAGUAAAUUAUUUUGUGUAGUAACUGCAGCCUAAACCAAAUGUUUGUGCAAUAUUUAUUUUUUAUCUUUAAUAAGCCAAGAGGCAAACCCCAAUUUAACAUAAGGUAUACAA
Cydia pomonella (codling moth) is the source of this 7437-nucleotide messenger RNA. Its product is annotated as apoptosis-resistant E3 ubiquitin protein ligase 1. Gene Ontology annotation, molecular function: ubiquitin-protein transferase activity. The transcript is spliced from 19 exons. The record is from RefSeq and is a predicted model, not a curated record. NCBI's taxonomy places the organism in Eukaryota, Metazoa, Arthropoda, Insecta, Lepidoptera, Tortricidae. Bases 3412 to 6183 code for a protein of 923 amino acids. Gene Ontology annotation, biological process: positive regulation of protein catabolic process; negative regulation of apoptotic process; proteasome-mediated ubiquitin-dependent protein catabolic process.